AUGUUACCAGCCUGAAUAAGAGACCUCUACUUUAAAAGGAAGAUACAACAAGGGGCAAGGGGCAUAAUUCCAUCAAAUACACUAAUUUGAGUAUUAGGAUUGUUAAACCACAUGCAGAUGAUGAUGAUAAAGAUAUAUUUUGAGUUUCAAGUCAUUAUCUUAUAUAGUACCAAAGUUAUGUCCAGAAAACAAAGUUUGUAAAAAAUUUAAGAAUAAAAGUGGCAUAAUUCAUUCAAAAAUACAAAUCAGAGUUAUGGGGAUUGUUACACAUAUGCAGAUGAUGAUGAUAAAGAUACAUUUAUCUUAUAUUGCAUUAAAGUUACUAAGUAUCCAGAAAGCGAAGAUUGCAAAAAAGUCUAAGUACAAAAGGGGCAUAAUUCUGUCAAAAACACAAUUAGAGUUAUAGGGUAUGUAGCCACACAUGCGGAUGAUUAUAAACAAAUACUUUUAAUUUCAAGUCAUUAUCUUUUAAAGUACCAAAGACAUGUCUAUAAAUGAAGCUUUUGAAAAAAUUUAACAUGAAAAUAAUUCAAAGUAUAACUCCUUGGUGACCUUGACCUUGGGUAUAAUGGGCCCAGCCCCUACACAUAUGUUGGAAAAUGUUUAUGUGAACUUACAGUAUGAUAUAAGCAAAAGAAACAAAGAUAUGACAGAAAAACAAAGGUUGCCGAAAAUCUUUAACUUAAAAAAUAACCUAAGUAUAACACCUUGGUGACCUUGACCUUGGAUAUAAUGGGCCCAGUCCCUAUACAUACUUUGUCUGUAUGCUGGACAAUGUUUAUGUGAAGUUAGAGUAAGAUAUAAGCAAUAGUAACAAAGGUAUGACAGAAAAACAAAGGUUGCCAAAAAACUUUAACCUUAAAAAUAACCUAAGUAUAACACCUUGGUGACCUUGACCUUGGGUAUAAUUGGGCUCAGCCCCUAUAUAUACUUUGUUUGUAUACUGGACAAUGUUUAUGUGAAGUUACAGUAAGAUAUAAGCAAUAGUAACAAAGAUAUGACAGAAAAAACAAAGGUUGCCGAAAAACUUUAACCUUAAAAAUAACCUAAGUAUAAUAGCUUGGUGACCUUGACCUUGGGUAUAAUGGGCUCAGUCCCUACACAUACAUUGUUUGUAUACUUGACAGUGUUUAUGUGAAGUUACAGUAAGAUAUAAGCAAUAGUAACAAAGAUAUGACAGAAAAACAAAGGUUGCCGAAAAACUUUAACCAAGAAGGGUCACGCCGACGCCGGGGCGAGUAGUAUAGCCUCCUUAUUCUCCGAAUAGUGGAGCUAAGAAUUGUAUCAAAUAAGAGCACCGCAAAGCCAAGCAAUAUAUGCCCAAAGGUAUCUUUAAUUAUAAGUUAGGUACUGUUGUGAUUACAGACAAACUCAUAUUAAAUAGUCAAGGGUGUGACACAACCUGACUGUUUAUAAUACAUGUGACUACUAGUCAAUAAGACAAGUUGAAAUUAGAAUAAAAUGUCCAUUUUGGAAGAUAACUGACUGGCUGAUACAAGUGAUUGCUAAUGCAGGUUUGACUUUAUAGUAAAUAAGAUGAGCCGUACCAUGAGAAAUCCAACACAGUGCAUUUGCAACCAGCAUGGAUACAGACCAGCCUGCACAUCUGCGCAGUCUGGUCAGGAUCCAUCCUGUUCACUUUCAAAGCCUACUGCAAUUAGAGAAACCGUUAGCGAACAGCAUGGAUCCUGACCAGACUGCACUGUUUGACCAAUCAUAUAACGUUAAUGAUCUUCUGCAGUUUUUAUCACACUUUGGCCAAGUGCAUAUGAACAUUUUUACACUUACUUAUGUUUACUGAGUGCUUAACACAUGUUAGAUUAUCACUGGAGGUACUUUCAAAUUAGAUUUUCAUGUACUCAAAGAUAGUUAUUUCAGCAUAAGUAUAAAUCUGAUACACUUAGCCACUGAAAUUAUGUGAGUACAUGAACUAUUGUGAUUUUUUUGUUAUUGUUGAGUUAAACGUCGCACCGACACAAGACUAGUACAGGUCAUAUGGCAACUUUUCAGCUUUGAUGGUGGAUGAAGACCCCAGGUGCCCCUCUGUGCAUUAUUUCAUCACGAGCGGUCACCUGGGUAGCCAACUGGAUGGCUUCCUCACAUGAAGAAUUCAACACCCCAAGUGAGGCUUGAACCCACAUCGAUUAGGGGCAAGUGAUUUGAAGUCAACAGCCUUAAACAGGCCACGGAGUCCCCAAACUAUUGUGUUAUAUGUUAUAUUACCUAUUAAAAUUUGCAUUAACAAUAUUAUUAUCUAUGUUGAAGAAAUUUUAUAAUGAUGCUUCAGACCAAGUUUAAUGAAGAUCAGUCAAGCAGUUCCUUAGAAGUUGUUAUUUUUACUUUUAGCCCUAACAGCCCCUAUCUGAAAAAAGUUUGAUGAGGAUAUCAUUAUGAUGCUACAAACCUUGUUUGACGAAGAUUCAUCCAGCAACUCAUGAAAAGAAAUCAUUUAAAGGCAUUUCUAAUUUUAGCUCUAGCGACCCCAAAAAUUGGAAGAUGACCUUAUAAUGAUGCUACUGGUGUAGUUAAUUUGAUGAAGAUCCAUCUAGCGGUUCAUGAGAAGUUCGGCAAAGUUUUCCUUUUUUAGCUCUGACGGCCCCUAAAAAGGGCAAAGGUGAAUCAUUUGAACAAACUUGACAGAGGUCCAUGCCAGGAUGCUAGGACUUAGUUUGGUACAAUUCUGAUCAGUAGUUUCAGGAGAUAAUGUUUAAGUGAAAAUGUUGACACAGGAUGAUGGACAGCACCCUGAACAAAGUUCAGGUGUAACUAAAAACAGUGCAAAAAUUGUGUAUCUCCAAUUUAAAACAUGAAAUACACAUUCUUAAGCAGCAGUUACACAUGAUUAUAUGAAACAAUUUAAGACAGCGUAAUUGGUGUGUAUACAUAAAUUAUGAUAUCACUUAGUUUCGUUUAUCUUAGUUAUUGUACAAUUUAAUUGAUCUGUCAAAACAUGUUCCCGGCUUUCAUGUUAAUCUUAUAUAGGCUCAAACAGAAUAUAAUGAAAGCCGGAUCAAUUUUUUGACAGGUCAAAUAACUUGGACAAUAUACAGUCGAAACUCGGUAUGUCGAACUCGCUUACCUCGAAAUUCUGCUUAAGUCGAAGAAAUUUUCAAGUCCCGUCAAAUUUCCUUCUUUACAUAUGUAAUUCAACUCCGGUUACGUCAAAAUUUGACUUACCGAGACUCUGGAUAUGUCGAAAGGGAUUUUCAGUCCCGUUAGUAAAAUUCAAGUGCACUGUAAACUCAAAAGGUCGAAGUGAGGAAAAUAUGCGAUAAAAUUUCACACAUCUCACUGUGAUUGUUGUUGGUUUUUAAUACAUGACCAUGUUUAUUGCCUAACCAGAGAGCUGCGAUGCCGACAUACCAAAGGUGCGGCGAUAAUCAAAGCGAGAUGAUGUCAUACUUGUUUGCACGUGCCAUAAUUAUAAUUGUUAGAUGUAAACAUUAGAUUUCUUAAUCAGCGGUCAUUUGUUUUUGAGACGUUAUGAAAAUUGCUUUUAAUUUAAACUAAUGAAUUAAUUAGUUUGAACAGCUGGGAUCUUUGAUAAGGGUUAAUUAGAGGUAAUCGCGAUGAGAAUCUAUCAAAAUUUACUUCUUGGCGAAAUGUAUCAUUCGUUCAAAAUGUCAGAUCGAAAUGCUGUCAAUCCUUCGCGAGAGAAACGUGGUACAAAAAGGAACUUUGCUAAAAAGCAUUUGAGGUUAGUAUUAUUUUCAUUAGUGCCGACAGCGUAUACACAGCAUAAUGGAAACAGCGUUUAUUUUUCAUUAAAACUUCUCAUAACUAAACCAACUUUUAUCAUCAUUUCGUCCAUACGUCCCUUCUCAUAACUCGAAUUUCAGUUAUCUCGAAAUAAAAAGCACGGUCCCUUGAAAUUCGAGAUACCGAGUUUCGACUGUAUUGCAUUAUCAGUUUAUUUGCUUCAAGAGAUGAUAAAUGUAACUGUUCAAUUGUUACAAUCAUGUAUUCUACUGAUUACAUCAGGUUGACGUUCUGAUAAGAAAUAUAAAUCUUAGUGAACUUCGUAUUUAAAAGUAGGUGUAGAUAGUGUACUGCUAGGAUGAGUGCAAGGACUUGGCUAGACAUUUUGUAAAUAUUUAAGUUCCUAUGUAAGAAUUGAUAACUAUUAGAAUACUACAACCAAUCCUCAGUGAAACUAGGACUGAUCUUUGCAACGCAAAAUGGCAUCUGGAGGAUUAAUAAAUACAAACCUACUUUCUGAUGAAACCUUUGAUUUCUUGUGUACAAUGUGUAAACGUAAGGACAGAAACAGAGAAGCAGAGAGGUAUUGUGUUGACUGCGAUGAUUACUAUUGCUUAUCCUGUGUCAAAGUUCACGAAGACGUUCCACCACUAACUAAGCACCAGAUUUUAAUCAAGAGCCAGUUUUUGCAAAGAACCAGCAAGACACCACCUAUGUUACCCACAGAGAGAUGUGAGAAACAUGUUCACAAGUUGGUGGAUAUGUACUGUAAUAACCACGACGAUGUCUGCUGUGCUAUAUGUCUUGCUACUGACCAUAGGUCAUGCCAAGAUAUCUUCUACAUACCAGACUUUAUCAAGAACAAUACCAACAUACCUACAGGAGAUGACAAAAGCAGUCUAGAAUUAACUAUGAAAAAGGCAAACGAAUAUGAAGACAAACUUCAACAUGAGAAACAACAACUGCUAGCAAACAAGGCAAAUGCACUGGAAAACAUUAGAACAUCUACAGAAGAAAUCACUGAAAGGCUAAAUGAACUUAAAGAAAAAUCUGUUUCUAAUGUAGAAAGUGUAUAUAAAACAUAUACAAAUGAAACAGAAAAGAAGAUCAGUAUGCUGCAAUCAAACAAAACCAGAGUAAAGUCAGCUCAGGAUAACAUAGAAUCUGCAGGAAACAACUUACCUCAAGUAUUUGUAAGUAACAAAAUAAAAUCAAGAGCUGCCAAUGCUCUUCAACAAGUUUUAGAUGAAAUCGACAUCCUGAGUCCAGACAAUAUUCCAGAGUUCAGAGCUGAUGAAAAAAUACUGGGGCUAUUAAAUAAAUUUGAAGGUCUGGGAAAGAUAAUAAAGAGACAUGAUAAUACACAUACAGCUACUCCUGAUGUAGAAGGCAAGACUGCUAGGUAUCUCACAGAUGAGCAUAUAUUUGCUUCAAACAUGACUGCUGAAGAUGGAGAUGGGCUUGACACCGUAACAACUGAACAUACUUCUAACAUCAAAAUAACAGCUGGAAGCAAGACAAAGAGCAAUACUGCAACUGGAAACAAGGCUUCUAGAAAAGUUGCAGCGGAACAAGAGGUUUCAACAGCUACUGAGAAGACUGCUACAUACAAAGAAAGAAACAAGAAUGUUCUACUUCAAAUCAAGGAAAAGAGUGUCUAUUGUGUUAAAACGGAAUCAGAUCCAACUACCUGUGACAUCAAUAGUGUCUGCACCAUGGAAGAUGGUACAAUAAUACUGAGUGAUUACUUCCACAAGAAACUGAAAAGUUUUGACUGUUCCAUAUAUAAAAUCAAAGACUCCUGUGAUUUACCUCGACGACCUUGGCAAGUUUGUGCAAUAAAUCACCAAGAAGUUGCUGUCAGUCUUGCUGACAAACAAAUUAGUUUCAUCUUUGUUAGCAAAAUGACAAAAAUCAAGACAAUACAAAUGGAUCAUGAUUGUUACGGACUAUCGUAUGCAAAUGGUAAUCUAUAUAUUUCUGACAAUGACACAUCAGUUUAUGUAUAUACAUGUACCAUGUCAGGAAGAAAGCUCAAGCAGUUCAGCAAUGACUUAUUUAAAAGUCAAAGUUUAUUUGAUAGAUGGAUACGUGUUAGUUUGAAAGGUCUUGCCGUCAAUGAAGAUGGCUCAAGAAUUUAUUUAACCCAUCGUAGUAAUGGACUGAUUGUAUUGGAUGAUAGUGGACAGAUUGUCGGACAUUAUAAUGACAAACAGUUAAAUCUUGCAUUUGGUUGUCACUUUAUCACUGGUAUGGGAGUGCUUGUAUGCGGAUUAGAAUCGAACAAUGUGUUGCAGUUUGGACCCUCUGGAGAGCUGAUAGGAGAGAUUCUGAUGUCCGAUGGGGGGAAAUACACUUGCAAGACAGUUUGCUGUAAUGAACAAAUGUCUAAAAUGAUCGUAUGCAGGGGCGAUACAGACAACAUUGAAAUCUAUGACCUUGUAUAAUCUAACAGAAUAUUAUAAAAUAUUCUGAGCAAUGUAUGAAAUACAAGUAUAUGGUUUCUUGCCUUUUUCAUCUAGAAAAUUGAAAGCAUUAGGAACGACAUUAUUUCAUAUAGCCAAACUGACUGCGAUUCAGCAGACUUACAUUGUUCAAACAAACUGUCUUGUUGGUUUGGCUCCUGCAACGACAGAAGAGGUAAAGCAAAUCAUUCGAAAACUUCCAAACAAAUCUGUGAACUUGACCCUUUACAAACAUGUCUUUUGAAAAAAAGGUCUUGAUGAGCUCUUGUCAUUGAUAACAUUUUUUUUAACCUCAUAAAUACAAUGGAAUUAGGUUAUCUACCAAGAGUUUAAAAUUGCGAAAAUAAGACCUCUGCUUAAAGAACCAGGUUUUAAACAAAAUAUUUUCAGAAACUACUGACCUAUGUUCUUCCUCUCAUUUAAAAAAUCUUAGAAAAGGUAGUAGAUGCACGUUUUGAACAGUAUUUGAAUGAAAAUAUGCUACACAAGGGACUGCAGUCUGCAUACAGAAACUUUCAUUCAACUAAGUCAGCCUUGAUAAAGGCAAAGAAUGACAUCCUCACAUCUCUCAAUCAACAGUCCUUGUGCUACUCAAUCUGUCUGCAGCUUUCGACAGAAAUGACCUCCAAACACUGUUAUACUAACUCAAACAUCAUACUGGUGUCGCAGACAAAACACUUGCAUGGAUGUCAUCAUAUCUUAUUGACCGCUUUCAAACUGCGUGCAUUGAUAGUGAGUUGUAUAUGCCUAUUUUGAUGAAAAGAAGAGUGCCCAAGGAAUCAGUACUUGGUCUAAAGAACAAUAUCAUGUACACUAAACCCACUGGUUCCAUUAUGCAGAUGUCAUGGACUUCUUCAUUAUUUCUAUGCCAAAGACUCUCAAUUAUACCUGUCUUUUAAGUCCACAGAAACUGUGGCUAGAAGUGAGGCUUUGUGCCGCAUUAAGAGCUGCCUGGCUGAAAGUCUCAUGGAUGCAUUACAACAUGCUGAAGCUCAAUGCUAAUAAAAUGGAGGUGACCAUGAUGUAUGGCAAACGCAGCUUUUUGUUCACUGCUCUGAAGCUUUGGAACUCCCUUCCCGUCAAUACCAGGGAAGCUCACACGCUAUUUAAUGUACAACGCCAGUGAAUAUACUAUGUGUAAAAUUAGGCGUUUAAUCAAAUAAAGCAGUUUCAGUUUCAGUUUCAGCUGCUUUCAAAAGCCCGCUAAAACCCCACUUCUUUGUACAAUAUUUUGUUUACUGACAGGAACAUUAUUCUUUUCAUAAUACAGCGUAGAACAGUAUUUGAUCCUAGGGUCACUUAAAUACUUUUAUAUAUGUCUAUAUGCUUGUCGUACUUUUAUCUGUAUGUUCUACAUUUGUGACUUUUGUUAAUGUUGAAUGCAUAUUUGUUUGUAUUGUUUGCAAUUUAUUCUGUAAAGCACUUUUGAAAGUGUACAUGUGCAUUAAAAGUGUGCUAUUUAAAUGUGGUAUAAUAAAUAAAUAAAUUAAUAUAAUAAAUAUCAUGAAUAACUGGAAAAAAUAUGGUGUAAGAGCUUCCGACAGAAAUAUAAAUAACAGAACAUUAAGACUAUACACUUAGCAACUACAAAACUGACCAAAUUACCAAAUGAGUUACUGCCACAACCCCAUUUAAGUUUACACAGGCAAUUCUAACAAACACAAUCUUCAGUAUGUUACACCAAUGAUGGAUGUAUGUUAAUUACAACACUGAUUAUAUUUAAAGCCGAGUUAGUCUUUUCGCGGCCUCCACUCUGCACAAACUGUGCUUUGUGGAUACAGUCAAACUUGUAUUUAACUGCCAUGAGUCAGCAACACAAUCUGGCUGCUUAAGACAUGUUAAAAUUAGAAUAUAAUGUCAAUUUGGAAAGUAAGUAGACUGGCUGCUCAGUAUAGGUGACUUCUAAUGUAGGUUCAACUGUAUUCUGAAGAGCACCACAAUACGAGCAAUAUAUGCCCAAAGGUAUGACCUUUGACCCCUUAGUGUGACCUUGAUCUUGAAGCAAGUCAUCCAAAACAUGUGCUCUGCACGUUGUCUUGAUGUGGUGAACAUUUGUGCCAAGUUUCUUUAAAAUCCUUCAAGCAGUUCAAGAGAUAGAGAGCGGACAUGAAACAAAGUCAUAUGACCUUUGACCCCUACGUGUGACCUUUACCUUGAAAUAAGCCUUCCAAAACAUAAGCUCUGCACAUUGUCUCGAUGUGUUGAACAUUUGUGCCAAGUUUCUUUAAAAUCCUUCAAGCGGUUCAAAAGCUACAGAGCGGGCACAAAAUUUCAGACAGACAGACAGACGCCGGCGUGAUAACAUAAUAUGUCCCUUUGGGCAUAAUCAUAAUAAAGCUAGAAAAGAGAAGCUUUCUGAGAUUAUGAACCUUUAUAAGAAAUUAAAAGACGUUCUUUUAUGUUGUCUUUUUAAGUUUUCAUGUUACCUUUUUAUGUUGUCUGUGAAUGAUAAUGCAUUUUUCUGUGUAGGUUAGGGUGAAUUUUUGUUGGAUAAAGAAAACAUUUCUUUACCUUGACUUACAUCAAUAAGAUCAAUCAUAUAAUCUUGAUAUUUUUCUGUUAUUCAGAUUUCAAGGGAAGUAACUCUAAUGGUAGCAAAUAAUUCAUACUAGAGUCAUCUCGUCCUCAUAUCAAUUCAUAAACGAUUUGCUCAACUUGUCUAUGCAAGUACGCUAUUAAACUGUAGCAAAGGACUGGCUAGAAUUUAUUAUUAUAAUUUGCAAACAAUAAUGGUAUCCAGGACCCGAUCCCUAUAGAAGUUUUUUACAUUGCCAUCCUGGGGUGGGUAUGUUCGAAUGGAAUAGCUCUUAGAUUUUCCAAUGGUUGCACUACAAAGAGUUAUUUUGGCAUAAGUAUAAAUUUAACAAGAAAAAGAGUUACCAACGUCCCUUGCUUAGGGGCAUUUUUCACAAAACAUACUGCAUACCAAUACAAGAUCUUUUAAGUAAUAGGGCAACAUACUAACAAUGUACAUAAGUCAUAUACAGUCAAACUUCAUUAACUUGAACUUGGAUACUGUGAAAUCAUUUUUAUUUGCGUAGGACGAAUUUUCGCGUAUUCGCGCUAGGACCGAUGCGCGAAUUUAAAACCGCGCUAAUAUUAUUUUUUUAUAAUAUUUUCCCUUCCUUAAAUUGAAAAUGCGCGAAUUUAAGCCCACGCGAAUCAGUCCUUCUUCAUGUUUGCGCGAAAUUUCAUGCCAGCGAAUUUAAAUGAUUUCACAGUAAUUCGUACACCAUCCUUUUCUUGAACUCGUCAUCAGGUCCAAGAAAAAUCCCAGUAUAAUGAAUUAAAUUUUGUAUAAUCACUUGAACAAAUGUUGAUGGUUCCAUCCAGUUCGAGUUUACAAAGUUCGACUGUAACAAUAUAUCAUAUAAUUCAUGAAGACAUUCCGAAGUUAGAAAAUAACUGGCAAAUGCUUUCAAAUGCUAUUACCUGUAUUUUGAUUUUAUUUUAAAACUGGUAAGGAAAAAAUAAAUAAAUGAUAUAAUGAAAUAUUUCAUAUAUUAAAGAUAGCUUAUGGCAGUAACGUCAUUUUUUUCGCAAUAAUAGAUUUUGAUGAAAUGUUCUGUAUUACAAGAUUAUGCUAUGAUGUAUUGAAAAAUGAAAUAAAAAUACUAGGUCACCAGCACUGUUUCAGUUUUAUUUGUCCUUAGAUAUGAUGCUAUUUUGAAAAAAUUUCAAAAUUUCAAUAUUCCUACCAUGUGUUUCAGUAAAGUACAAUAACUAGAAUAAAUUUGAAAUCUAAGCAUUUUUAUAACAGAAAACAAUAUUUCUAGUGGAGACAUGUACAGAGAAAUUAAAAGAAAUUGAUUUUGUAAAAAAGAACAAUAGUUGUUCAGCAGACCGAUGGUUAUUUUUUCAUAUUUUUGUCAAUCUUAACUUGGUAUUUCUGCUAUGCUAUUGAGUUUCACAUAAUAGAACUAAAUCAAACUCUG
This is a messenger RNA of Mercenaria mercenaria, 10099 nucleotides long. RefSeq lists its product as uncharacterized. NCBI's taxonomy places the organism in Eukaryota, Metazoa, Mollusca, Bivalvia, Venerida, Veneridae. Gene Ontology annotation, molecular function: zinc ion binding. The record is from RefSeq and is a predicted model, not a curated record. The transcript is spliced from 2 exons. Bases 4179 to 6146 code for a protein of 655 amino acids.